Helicoverpa zea (corn earworm) is the source of this 852-nucleotide messenger RNA. RefSeq lists its product as uncharacterized. The transcript has a single exon. The coding region runs from base 1 to 852 and encodes 283 amino acids. The record is from RefSeq and is a predicted model, not a curated record. NCBI's taxonomy places the organism in Eukaryota, Metazoa, Arthropoda, Insecta, Lepidoptera, Noctuidae.
AUGCACACACCAAAUACGUCAUCGCCUGCACCAAACAGCACAAAUGAGCCUCUGUCGAACUGUACCUCCGACUCACCAGACCCAGGCAGCCUCUCGCAACUCACGUCAGAAAUAAAGCUCUUGCGCGACGAUGUCGGUGACCUUAAAACCAAUAUUAAAAUGCUAACAGAUCUCUUGAUUCAAUGUAAUCAGCGAUUAGAACUAUCUGAGAAGAGAGUAACUGAGGCCGAAACCAAAAUCCAAUGCUUGGAGAAACAAGUUAACGAAAUACCGGUGCUAAAGGCCACAAUACAACAACUCAGCGAGCAAGUACAGUCUCAAGCUAAAUCCAACCUGAAGAACCAAGUCGAGAUAUUGGGCAUCAACGAAACUACUAACGAAAAUCCCGUACAUACGAUACUCACAGUUGCUAUGAAAUUAGGUGUUGAUCUUCAAGACACAGACAUCGACUUCGUAACCAGAACUGGCCCCCGCUUCAACAACAACUCCGAGAUAACUUCUAGCCCACGUCAAGAAAACCAGCCACGCCCUCUGGUUGUUAAAUUCUUACGACACAACAAACGUAAUGAAUUCCUACGUGCUGGGAAAACGAGACGCAACAUUUCUAGCGAAAAACUUGACGUACCAGGUCCAUCCAGAACCAUAUACAUCAAUGAGCGUCUCACUAAGGAGGACAGACAGUUAUUUCGCGCGGCCAGAUUACGCGCCAAAGAAUGUGAUUACAAGUUCUGCUGGAUUAAGAAUGGAACUGUUUACAUCCGCAAAAAGGAAGGAAACCCCGCCAUCACUAUUAAGACCAUGGAUGACCUGUUGCGGUACUGCCCCGCGACAACUGCACAAACAAGCGGCUGA